Molecule: messenger RNA, 444 nt
Organism: Lampris incognitus (smalleye Pacific opah)
Lineage: Eukaryota; Metazoa; Chordata; Actinopteri; Lampriformes; Lampridae
Gene: msgn1
Product: mesogenin 1
Exons: 1
Coding region: 1-444 (147 amino acids)
Biological process (GO): regulation of transcription by RNA polymerase II; mesoderm formation
Cellular component (GO): nucleus
Molecular function (GO): RNA polymerase II cis-regulatory region sequence-specific DNA binding; protein dimerization activity; DNA-binding transcription factor activity, RNA polymerase II-specific
Source: RefSeq, a predicted model, not a curated record
AUGGACUGCGACAUUGAUGUUGUUACCUCCAAAAUACUCUCCGAAUGGAAGCUCCAGGAAAGAGUGUUUGAGGACGAACAGGAAUCACUUCGGUCCCGCUCGCCGGAGUCCUCUUUCGAGUCCAUGUGCUCCUCACCCGAGACAUCUUCGGGCUCCAGCGGACAUCGGGGAUUCAAGCCUUUCUCGUUUGGCGUCGCAGGACGCAAUGCGACUCCGUGCGCAACGCAGAGGCAGACCAAGCCAAAGAUGUCGACCAAGAGACGCAUGAAGGCGAGCGAGAGGGAGAAGAUGCGGAUGAGGAGCCUAGCAGAGGCUUUGCACCAGCUCCGUGACUAUCUGCCAGCGGAUUACAGCAAACGAGGCCAACCUCUGACCAAAAUACAAACCCUCAAGUACACCAUUGAGUACAUCAAUAAACUGUCGAACAUUUUAAAUCAUGCGUAA